AUGCAAAUUAUUUUCAAAGAUUUUAAGAAACAGACUAUUCCAAUUGAUGUGGAAUUGAAUGAUUCAGUUUCUUCAGCUAAAGAGAAAUUAGCAAAAGAGAAGGACUGCACCCCUCUGCAGAUCAAACUAGUCUAUUCAGGUAAAGUAUUACAAGAUGAUAAGACUUUAGAAGAAUGUAAACUCAAAGAAGGUGCAUCCAUAAUAUUUAUGAUCUCCAAAGCGAAAGAAACCCCAACUCCCGCACCCGUGAGCCUGACACCGGCAGCUGAGGCAGCUGCAUCAGCAUCAACUGGUGACUCGACCAAAGUUGAACCUGCAGGAUCAACACCCACUGUUCCAGCAGCACCAACAUCAGGAGCAGCUACCAAUAUUGAAGGCGAGAGUGCACCCACCGAAACCAGUGAAUCAACUUUUGCCUUGGGUAGUGAGAGGGAAACAACUAUACAAAAUAUCAUGGAGAUGGGUUAUGAACGACCUCAAGUUGAAGCAGCAUUGAGAGCUGCUUUUAACAAUCCUCAUCGUGCUGUUGAAUAUUUGAUAAGCGGUAUUCCUGAGUCAUUGCAGCGCCCAUCUGCGCCAGUGGCAUCUGCAGCAACUGGUUCUGGUAGCGGAGCAGCACCAUUAGCUGAAUCCACGACCGCUGAAGUGUCUCGUGCAGAUGACGAAGAGGGUGAAGCUGAUGAAGGUCAUGGUGGAGAGAAUUUGUUUGAGCAGGCAGCUGCAGCUGCAGCUCAGGAACAAGGUGGAGCUGUAGGUACCGGAGCUGUAGGUACUGGAGCAGGGGGCGCAGGUGCAGAAGUUGGUCUUGGUGGUGGAGAAGACCAGCAAAUGCAAUUGUUAAGAGCUGCAUUACAAUCGAAUCCGGAAUUGAUUCAACCAUUAUUGGAGCAAUUGGCUGCUUCUAACCCCCAAAUUGCCAACUUGAUACAGCAAGAUCCUGAAACAUUCAUUAGAACGUUUUUGGGUGCUGGAGGAGAAGAUUUAGGAUUUGAGAUUGAAGGAGAAGAAGGUGCCGUUGGUGAGGGUGGCGAAGGGGCAGACCCUGAGGGCACAGUACGUAUACAAUUAUCCGAACAAGAUCAAAAUGCCAUCAACAGAUUAUGUGAGUUGGGAUUUGAACGUGAUUUGGUAAUACAAGUGUACUUGGCUUGCGAUAAGAAUGAGGAAGUUGCUGCUGACAUAUUGUUUAGAGAUAUGUAG
Molecule: messenger RNA, 1200 nt
Organism: Lodderomyces parapsilosis
Lineage: Eukaryota; Fungi; Ascomycota; Pichiomycetes; Serinales; Debaryomycetaceae
Gene: RAD23
Product: Rad23p
Exons: 2
Coding region: 1-1200 (399 amino acids)
Biological process (GO): proteasome-mediated ubiquitin-dependent protein catabolic process; nucleotide-excision repair
Cellular component (GO): nucleoplasm; cytosol
Molecular function (GO): ubiquitin binding; damaged DNA binding; proteasome binding
Source: RefSeq, a predicted model, not a curated record